Colossoma macropomum (tambaqui) is the source of this 1056-nucleotide messenger RNA. RefSeq names its product H-2 class I histocompatibility antigen, Q9 alpha chain-like. Gene Ontology annotation, biological process: immune response. The transcript is spliced from 5 exons. The coding region runs from base 1 to 1056 and encodes 351 amino acids. The record is from RefSeq and is a predicted model, not a curated record. Gene Ontology annotation, cellular component: external side of plasma membrane. Lineage: Eukaryota; Metazoa; Chordata; Actinopteri; Characiformes; Serrasalmidae.
AUGAAAUCUCUCCUUUUUCUUGCACUUACUAUUAAUCUGACAUCAGCAGCUACUCACUCUCUGCAGUACCACCACACUGCAGUGACUCCAGGAAUAAACUUGCCAGAGUUCUCUGUGGUGGGUCAGGUGGAUGGAGAGCAGGUUGUGUACUAUGACAGUAACAUCAGGAAGAUGAUCCCCAAAACAGGCUGGAUAAAGAAGGUUGAGGCUGAUGAUCCAGAUUACUGGAACAAAGAGACCCAGAUUAGUCAGAGUCAUCAGGGGACCUUCAAAGCUAAUGUGGCUACAGCAAUGCAGCGCUUCAACCAGACUGAAGGAGUUCACACAGUGCAGUGGAUGUACGGCUGUGAGCUGCAUGAUGAUGGUACCAAGAGUGGAUACAUGCAGUUCGGUUAUGAUGGAGAAGACUUCCUCAGUCUGGAUCUGAACACUGCCACCUAUGUUGCACCUAAUCCUAAAGCUCUAAUUAGCAAAAUCAGGUGGGAUGCUGCAAAUGAAGGUGCAAGGAUGAAGAACUACCUGGUGAAUGAAUGUAUUGAUUGGUUAGAGAAGUAUGUGGGUUAUGGCAGAUCCAGUCUGGAGAGGAAAGUCUCUCCUGAGGCGUCUCUGUUCCAGUGGGACUCUUCUUCUCCAGUGGUGUGUCAUGCUACAGGUUUCUUCCCCAAAGCAGUGAUGAUCUCCUGGCAGAAGAAUGGAGAGGAUCUGCAUGAGGACGUGGAGCUCAGAGAGACGCUACCCAACCAGGAUGGAACCUUCCAGAAGGGGAGCGUUCUGACUGUCUCACCUGAGGAGCUGAAAAAGAAUGAAUACAGCUGUAUCAUUCAACAUCCUGGAAUGGAGAAGGAGAUGAUGCUGCAGGCGUCUGAUCGCAGAAUCCUGUCAGACAGAGGCUCACAUGGAGGCUUGUUUGGUGUCGUCAUCAGUGCAGUCCUGGCUGUUCUCCUCCUCUUUUCACUGUGGAAGAUGAUGAAGGAGUCCGGUAAGGAAAAGGAAGCUGCACACAACUGUCUCUAUGGAGACACACAGAGGUCAGACAUAUGUGCGGCUGCAGUUUGA